Messenger RNA from Cantharellus anzutake, 460 nucleotides. RefSeq lists its product as uncharacterized. The coding region runs from base 36 to 434 and encodes 132 amino acids. The transcript has 2 exons. The record is from RefSeq and is a predicted model, not a curated record. NCBI's taxonomy places the organism in Eukaryota, Fungi, Basidiomycota, Agaricomycetes, Cantharellales, Hydnaceae.
GUGUUAAAAUCGCAUAUGCCGCUCAUGGAGGUCUCAUGUGCCUCCUGUUUUGCAAGUUUGGAAAACAAUCUGAUAGUGUGCAGUCGGCGAUCAUCAAAAGGCAUCAGGAAUUAUCGCGACCUGUGAACUCUACUCCCUCUCCCACUGACGACCCCGAGCAACCUCUCUCAAAGCCAUCAGCUGAGCCAAGACGUCUUACACCCGAAGAGCGCCAACUGUUUCAGAAUCCGGAUGAACUGCACGGGAAGCAAUUCGUCCUCUCACACGAUUCAGAUGGAUCUGGGAUGUAUGAGAUUAUUGGAUACCACAGGAAGAGAGAUAAAUCGGUCCAAUACGAAGUACUUUUUGAUGAUUGUGAGGAUCCAAUGUUGCUCGACGGGGGGGAGGUGAUGAAAAUGUUGGAAGAUAGCCUUUACAUUCCCAAUCCUAGUUGAUCAUCCCGUUGCCACAAUACAAAAGC